Molecule: messenger RNA, 897 nt
Organism: Fomitopsis serialis
Lineage: Eukaryota; Fungi; Basidiomycota; Agaricomycetes; Polyporales; Fomitopsidaceae
Exons: 6
Coding region: 1-897 (298 amino acids)
Cellular component (GO): cytoplasm; nucleus
Molecular function (GO): protein folding chaperone; protein-folding chaperone binding
Source: RefSeq, a predicted model, not a curated record
AUGGCCACAAGCCGCUCAUUGUAUGAUAUUCUGGGGAUUACCCAAACCGCCUCUGCCGAUGCUGUACGCAAGGCAUACAAGCUGCAGGCAUUGCAGACACAUCCAGAUAAGUUACCAGUAGGCACGCUCGAAGCCGAGGUCGAAGCUGCGAAGGCACGCUUCAGAGAAGUUCGAACAGCAUUCGAAGUACUCAGUGAUCCGGCAAAGCGCCGCGCCUACGACAAUGGACUCGAAUAUUUCGCAGACACCGAGAUGCGGACCAAGCUUGCGCAGGCGAAGCUCGCGCGAGAGCGCGCUGAGUGGGCUCGCCAGGCAGAACUGCGCCAUCAAGAGCGCAUGCGCGUCUUGCGUGAGGAGGUUCUCGCGAGCCAGAAGCGUUACCAGGAAACGAUGGCCAAGGCAGAAUUGCGGUACCAAGAACGCGUGUGCGCGCUGGAGGAGGAACUCACCGCGAAGCGGGAGGCCGAGCGGAGGGAGGAGGCGAGCAUGCGCGGCGAGUCGGUUGACAUGGCCGAGGAUAUGCUGCAGGAGUUGAGGAACCUGAACCCUGAGUGGGAAGCACGGAGAAAGGAAGUGCUCCGCGUAAGUUGUCACCUUGGGCUCGCGCGAUUUUUGUCACUGAGAGUUGUUGAAGCGGCAAGCGGAGAGAAUGAAGAAGACCGAGAGGCCGCCCAUGCGUCCAUCGCAAAGCGAGCCUGUGUACCUCUAACCCAUCUAUCCUGGGGCCUAGAUCUUAUGCUGGUAUUUAUCAGACUUACUGACGCUGAUGUUGUCAACAAUACCCGCCACAAGCGAUAUCUGUACAUCUCUGUUUUACAAUGGACUAUAGAUCUGCACCAGAACUGGUCCAAGUCAGUGAUACCCCUGCCGUCUAGUCACGGGACUUACACUACGUAG